Messenger RNA from Mus pahari (shrew mouse), 2829 nucleotides. RefSeq names its product zinc finger protein 665-like. Gene Ontology annotation, biological process: regulation of transcription by RNA polymerase II. Gene Ontology annotation, molecular function: DNA-binding transcription factor activity; RNA polymerase II cis-regulatory region sequence-specific DNA binding. Lineage: Eukaryota; Metazoa; Chordata; Mammalia; Rodentia; Muridae. The record is from RefSeq and is a predicted model, not a curated record.
AUGUGUUCUUCACAGGGUGUAUUGACAUUCCUGGAUGUGGCUAUAGUGUUCUCUAAGGAGGAGUGGGAAUAUCUGGAUUCUGCCCAGAGAGCUUUGUACAGAGAUGUCAUGUUGGAGAAUUACAACAACCUGGUUUCUGUGGCAUUGUCUUGUGAACAUACUGAGAAUCUACUACAAAAGGUGUAUAUACAAAAUUAUUCUCAAAAGCAAAUAACACAAAGAUUUGGACUUAAUGGUCUUUUUGACUUAUAUAGAAAGACGUUUUGGGAAUAUAGAAGUGGCAGUGAGGAGCAUGAAAUAUGUGAUUAUGAAAAUGAUCUGCUGGAAAAACACCUCUGUUUUAAUUCUGCAAAGAAUAAAGGACUUCUAGCUAUUCCUGAGAGAACUCAGUCUGGGUCACUCCCAUUUUUCCUAUCAGAAUUUUUACAAGUUUUGAAAUGCAACUCUGUUUUACAGAAGAAUAUAAAAACCUUAAAGAGUGACAUUUGGGUGAAUAAACCCACUUCCCUGAAGCAUUUAUCAAGUAGUAUGGGAUUUAACAGUACUCCAAUACUUUAUGAACAAAGGAGAUUUUGGAGAAGAGAAAAAAGUACUGAAUAUCAUCAAUGUGAAAGAUAUUUCUCUAAAAAUUCAUUACAGCUCCCUCAACAAUUAAAUCUACUCUGUGACAAGUUCUACCAUUUAGGUAAACAUAAGAAAAUGUCCAUGUAUGCAGUGAAACUUGGAACAUGUCAUGUGGGAGGUAGUUGUGGAAACUCCAACAGAAUAAAUGAUAGUAACCAAGGCUACAUUAAAAACCAUUUUCUGAAGUAUUACCAAAACAAUCAACAUGGAGAGAUUUUAUGCCAAGGUAAUAUCAUACUAUAUGAUUCUCAUCAUGAAACAGUUCGAAGUAAAAAUGAGAUAAGUAAAUGUAUUUCAGAAAAUCAUUAUAACCAUGAUAGUAGACAGGCUAUGUCUAAUCACUGGUCUGAGUCAUCUUUGCAACAGCAGGAUCAUACCACAGAGAACCUUCAUAAAAAUGACUGGCAGGAUGACACUUUAAAUGAUUCCUUAAUUCCUCAGGUUUAUAACGGAAUGUGGACUGAAGGAGUUGUCAACAAAUACACAUAUGAUACAUACAGGAAUGCUUUAAUUGAACUGUUAUACUUAGAGAAGGAUAACAUAAAACACGUUAAAAAUGAACUUUCCCAGGUUCCAGGAUGUAAUAAGGUCUUGAAUUUCAAUUCCAAUAUCAUUCAACAUGAUUCAAACGAUAGUGGAGAGGGAAUUCAGAAAGUCAAAGUACAUAUGUAUGUUUUUUUCAAUAUAUCAAAUCUCUUGAGACAUUCAAAUUUGUCAUUUGAAGAAAAACAUUCAAAAUAUAAAACACCAGAGAAAUGUUCCAGUAAACCCUCAGGCCUUACAGUAUUUCAAGCUAGAGGAAAACCAUUGAAAUGUGUGCAAUGUGGCAAGUCCUUUGCUCAGUACUCAACUUUUCAAAACCUUCACAGGAUCUGUACUGUAAAGAAACUUUAUAGCUGUAAGGAAUGUUUGAAAUCAUUUACUUGGUUCUCAAAUCUUCAAGCUCGCCACAGAAUACACAUUGCACAGGAACUUUAUAAAUCUAAUAAGUGUGGGAAAUCAUUUACCCAGUCAUCAGAUCUUCAAGUUUAUCAGAGAAUCCACCACAUAGGAAAAAAGCCUUACAAAUAUAAUGAAUGUGGUAAAUAUUUUACCUGUUCCUCAAGUGUUAAAGGUCACCAUAGAAUCCAUACAAGAGACAAAACUUACAAAUGUAAUAUCUGUGGGAAAAGUUUUAUACAGUCCUCAANUCUUAAAAGGCACUACAGAAUCCACACAGGAGACAAACCUUACAAAUGUAAUGAAUGUGGUAAAUAUUUUGCCAGUUCCUCAAAUCUUAGAGUACACCACAGAAUCCACACAGGUGACAAAACUUACAAAUGUAAUAACUGUGGGAAAACUUACAAAUGUAAUAACUGUGGGAAAAGUUUUAUACGGUCCUCAGAUCUUAAAAGGCACUACAGAAUCCACACAGGAGGCAAGCCUUGCAAAUGUAAUGAAUGUGGUAAAUAUUUUGCCUGUUCUUCAAGUCUUAAAGAUCACCACAGAAUCCAUACAAAAGACAAAACAGACAAAUGUAAUAACUGUGGGGAAAGUUUUAUACAGUCCUCAGAUCUUAAAACACACUACAGAAUCCACACAGGAGACAAACCUUACAAGUGUAAUGAAUGUGGUAAAUAUUUUACCCAUUUGUGUUCCUCAAGUCUUAAAGAUCACCACAGACUUCAUACUGUAGACAAACCUGCUAAAAGUAAUUAGUGUGGGAAAUCAUUUGCAUGGUCCUCAAAACUCCAAGCUCUCCACAGAAUACACACUGAACAUGGACCUUAUAAAUCUAAUAAUUGUGGGAAAUCAUUUACCCAGUCAUCCAAUCUUAAAAAUCACUACAGAAUCCACACAGGAGACAAACUUUACAAAUAUAAGAUAUGUGGCAUGUCUUUUACCCGAUCCUAAUCUCUUCAAGUUCAUCCAAGAAUCCAUACUGGAAAACAACCUUAUAUGUGUAAUGAAUGUCAAAAAUCUUUUUUCUGCUCCUCAAAUCUUCAUUCUCACCAGAGACUCCAUAGAGGAGACAAACUUAACAAAUGUAGUGAGUAUGGAAGAUUGCCAAAGUCCUCAACUUUCCAACCUCAUCACAGAAUCCAUCCUGGUGGCAAACCUUAUAAGUGUAAUGAAUGUGCAAAAUAUAUUUCCCAUCCCUCAAAUCUUCAAGGUGACCACAGAAUCCAUACUGCAAACAAACAUUGCCAGUGUAAAGAAUGUUGA